Molecule: messenger RNA, 2225 nt
Organism: Mangifera indica (mango)
Lineage: Eukaryota; Viridiplantae; Streptophyta; Magnoliopsida; Sapindales; Anacardiaceae
Product: eukaryotic translation initiation factor-like
Exons: 10
Coding region: 199-1980 (593 amino acids)
Cellular component (GO): eukaryotic translation initiation factor 4F complex
Molecular function (GO): protein binding; translation initiation factor activity; mRNA binding
Source: RefSeq, a predicted model, not a curated record
AGAGUCCUCCUCCUUUUAUUCACCCGUCUCUACCCGAAUCUGCCCCAAUUUUCUAAAUUUUGGAACAAAUAAUGAUUAAACCCUAGACCCUUUUCAGCCCACUUCAAAACCCCUAAUUUUUCUCCCUCGCUGUUACUGAAGCAACGGUGUUUGUAGGUAUGCAGACAGAUCAGACGGUGACAACCUUGAGACCUGGAGAUGGCGCUGGUCCGCGCGGACCCAGAUUCUUUAUCUCUCGUUUUGAUUCUUCUUCUUCUUCUUCAUCUUCGUCCACUUCUGAUUCUCAAGCUCUACUCUCUCAUAGCGGUCUCAAUCCCGCCUAUAAGGUGGCAUAAUUCCAGUUUCUAUGGAAACCAGGUGGGACCUGCUCCGGCUCUAAUGAAGGCUGAAGUUCCAUGGUCUGCUCGAAGGGGAAAUCUCUCAGAGAAGGAACGUUUUCUGAAGAGAGUCAAAGGUAUACUUCACAAAUUGACCCGAGAGAAGUUUGAUGUUCUCAAAGUUCAGCUGAUUGGCUCUGGAAUUACAACCCCAGAUAUUUUGCAGGGUGUCAUCACAUUGAUAUUUGAUAAGGCUGUGCUAGAGCCUACAUUUUGUCCCAUGUAUGCUCUUCUAUGCUCUGAACUGAACAUGAAGCUUCCCCCAUUUCCAUCCGAUGAACCUGGUGAUAAAGAUAUCACUUUCAAGCGGAUACUUCUGAAUCUUUGUCAGCAGACAUUUGAAGGUGCUGACAACCUGAGGGCUGAAAUUAGGCAGAUGACUGCCCCUGAAUUAGAAAUGGAACGACGGCAUAAAGAGCGACUUGUUAAGCUGCGAACUUUGGGGAACAUACGCCUUAUUGGGGAACUUGUUAAGCAGAAGAUGGUGCCUGAAAAGAUUAUUCACCAUAUUGUUCAGGACCUUUUAGGAAGUGACAAUAAAGCAUGCCCAGUUGAGGAGAAUGUUGAGGCUAUAUGUCAGAUUUUAAAAACCAUUGGCAAGCAGCUGGAUGAGAGUCCAAAAUCAAGGCUUGUCAAUGAUAUCUAUUUUAGUAGGUUGAAGGAGUUGACCACAAAUCAACCACUUGCCCCACGUUUGAGAUUCAUGGUUCAUGAUGUUUUAGAUCUGCGAAACAACAACUGGGUCCCUGGACGUGAAGAGGUGGGACCUGUGCCAGCUCUAAUUAAGGCUGAAGUUCCAUGGUCUGCUCGAAGGGGAAAUCUCUCAGACAAGGAACUUGUUCUGAAGAGAGUCAAAGGUAUACUUCACAAAUUGACCCCAGAGAAGUUUGAUGUUCUUAAAGGUCAGCUGAUUGACUCCAGAAUUACAACCCCAGAUAUUUUGCAGCCAAAAUUGAGGAUUCUGUUUGCAUACCAGGGUGUCAUCACAUUGAUAUUUGAUAAGGCUGUGCUAGAGCCUACAUUUUGUCCCAUGUAUGCUCUUUUAUGCUCUGAACUGAACAUGAAGCUUCCUCCAUUUCCAUCGGAUGAACCUGGUGGUAAAUAUAUCACUUUCAAGCAGUUACUUCUGAAUCUUUGUCAGCAGACAUUUGAAGGUGCUGACAACCUGAGGGCUGAAAUUAGGCAGAUGACUGCCCCUGAGUUAGAAAUGGAACAGCGGGAUAAAGAGCGACUUGUUAAGCUGCAAACUUUGGGGAACAUACGCUUUAUUGGGGAACUUUUUAAGCAGAAGAUGGUGCCUGAAAAGAUUGUUCACCAUAUUGUUCAGGAGCUUUUAGGAAGUGACAGUAAAGCAUUCCCAGUUGAGGAGAAUGUUGAGGCUAUAUGUCAGCUUUUUAAUACCAUUGGCAAGCAGCUGGAUGUGAGACCAAAUUCAAGGCAUGUCAUUGAUACCUAUUUUAGCAGGUUGAAGGAGUUGACUACAAAUCAACAACUUGCCCCACGUUUGAGGUUCAUGGUUUGUGAUGUUUUAGAUCUGCGAACCAACAAUUGGGUCCCUCGACGCACAGAGGUACCUGGAGAUGAGCUUGGUUUGGUCUUCUGAUAACCUGGGAAACUCAGCAACUGGACUUCCUGCUGCAGCCCAAGAACUCACUUACUGGAAUGCUUGCCAGAAAAUUGUAUUGGGAACAUACUUUGUAAUAUAUAAAAAAUUGUAUUGGGGUUGGAAAUUUGAACAUACACUGUAAUGUAUAUGUACUCCUUGUGUAAUCUAAAACUCACAUGUAAUAGUAAAGAAAAUUGUAUUAAUUAUAUUUUGAAAUAUUAAUAAAAGAGUUUUUACAUCUA